Molecule: messenger RNA, 918 nt
Organism: Rubroshorea leprosula
Lineage: Eukaryota; Viridiplantae; Streptophyta; Magnoliopsida; Malvales; Dipterocarpaceae
Source: the annotation of a GenBank genome assembly
UUUCGCCGUUAACUUGGCCACACGGUAUUUUUUAUAUUUUUUGUUGAUGACAUGGCAAAAAUAACUUAAAAAGACACUAAUUUGGACUUUUUUUGCGACAUGUCAUCUUUCUUUCUCAUCUUCACUCUCUGCAGAAUCAAUCUCCACUCCAUCUGCAGAGUCAAUUUUAACCCAUUUCUUCUUCUUCUCUAAAUGCUCUCUCAUCUCCACUCCUUUACAAAACCGAUCUUAACCCAUUUCUUUUUCUUCUCUUUUCUCAAGAGAACUUGAGAAAUUGAACCUAGCUACUGGGUUUCUCCACUCCAUCUGCAAAAUCAAUCUUAACCGAUUUCUUCUUCUUCUCUAAAUGCUCUAAUCAAUCAAACUCUCAAAUUUAUUAAUCAAACAAUAUCAAUCAAAUUCUAAUAAAAUUCCAAAAAUACAAUCAAAUUGUAAAUCAACUCUCAAAUUUAUUAACAACUAGAAAUGAAAAUCGAAAGAAGAAUGAAAAAACAUGAAUCCAUCAUCAAAAUAGCAAAACUGGCUUCAUUGGAACCCAGUUGGGUCUCGUCGAACCCAGCAGCUAGGUUCGGGGAAACCCAGCAAGGCUGGGUUCAACGAGACCCAGCAAGGUUCGUCAGAACCCAACCUUGCUGGGUUCGGGGAAACCUAGCUAGACGAACCCAACCUGCUGGGUUCCGACGAGACCUAGCAGGUUGGGUUCCGACGAGACCCAGCAGGCUGGGUUCGACGAGAUCUAGCAGGCUGGGUUUGACGAGAUCUAGCAGGCUGGGUUCAUCGCAGCCAUCGAAAGUGGAGACCCAAGGUAGGAAAGAAAGAAAGAGAAAGAAAGAAGGGGAAGAAGAGGGGAUUGGGUGGGUGAGGGUAGUUAGGUAAUUUUAUUUGUUUUUAUUUAAACUAUAAAUAUUAAUCUACAUG